AUGGUCGGCACGCUGAAUUUCUUCCUUGAUCCGGAGGUGCCUUGCACCUGGCGGCAGGCCUCUAUUCUUGCUUCGAAGGCAGCUGGUCGUAGCAAGAAGUACGCCCGCACGAUCCGUGGAUGGCUUGUCCAGUAUCUAACAGCAAAUAAGCUUCCACUCCAUGGCUAUGGGUAUCCUCGACAUACUUUACUUAAUGACGAGGACAUCGCAGAGCGUCUUCAGGAGCAUCUACUUCAGCUCUCGAAGGACUCCUUCUUCAGCGCGGCUGACGUCGUCAAAUUCAUGAAGACCCCUGAAAUGCAGGAGAAGACCCGGGGUCGGUCCAUCAGCGAGCGCACAGCUCGACGCUGGCUGAGAAAACUCGAUUGGAGAUACAAGAAAAGGACGAACGGGAUGUACAUUGACGGCCAUGAGCGGCCAGAUGUUGUCGCCUACCGAGAAAAGUUUGUCGGGCGAUGGAAGCGGUACGAGCUGCGAAUGGUCGCAUACGACAAUGAUGGAGAUGUCGCAUCAACACCGAAAGGGUUCGAAGUUGAGCCAGGACCCUUUCGGCUCAUUCUGGUCACUCACGACGAGUCAACGUUCUAUGAGAACGACCGCCGCAAGUUUGUGUGGGGCCAUUCUUCCCAGAAGAACCAGCCUGUAAAAAAAGGCGAAGGGCAAUCUAUCAUGGUGUCAGACUUCCUCACGCUCGAGUGGGGAAGACUGAAGCACGAGGACAAGUGA
Phanerochaete carnosa HHB-10118-sp is the source of this 726-nucleotide messenger RNA. RefSeq lists its product as uncharacterized. NCBI's taxonomy places the organism in Eukaryota, Fungi, Basidiomycota, Agaricomycetes, Polyporales, Phanerochaetaceae. Bases 1 to 726 code for a protein of 241 amino acids. The record is from RefSeq and is a predicted model, not a curated record. The transcript has a single exon.